AUGACUGAAACUAAGAAAAAUAACAGGACGUCAUGCUGCUAUCCUAAUAUCCAAGCAGAUAUUGUUGACGGUGAUUUUAGACGUAUUGUAGAACAGUCAUUUAAAUUAUGGUUAUCUGUCGUCGUUACCUCAGUUACAAAACAUGAGGAUGGAAUCACUAAACCAAUCAUAAAAGCUAUUGUAUAUAUAUGUGCAUGGCCAUUAUUCCAUUUCUUUGUGGGUCAUCGAGGCCUAUAUCAAGCAUUUAAAUUAGAUAGUCUAAAUUAUUUCAGAAUGUUCUUCCUUAGUUCAUUAUUAGGAAUUGAAUUUGGUUUGUAUAAAAUUUUCGAGUGGUGUUACGGUGGGUGGCUUUACGCUGGCGAAAUUUAUGAUAAUUUUAAAAAUGACCGUAUUAUUGCUGGAACAUUAAGUGCCGUUUGUGUUGCAUCAGUUUUAAUUGAAAUUAUCGGUCUUGUUAUAAUUUCCACUAAGGUCAAUAAGUAUUUUAAAACCCAUGAUGAUUGGACUUUAAUGCCCAGUCUAAGAAAAAAGUCAAGGAAAGAACAAGCGCGAGUUUAA
Molecule: messenger RNA, 558 nt
Organism: Funneliformis geosporum
Lineage: Eukaryota; Fungi; Glomeromycota; Glomeromycetes; Glomerales; Glomeraceae
Source: the annotation of a GenBank genome assembly